Momordica charantia (bitter melon) is the source of this 674-nucleotide messenger RNA. RefSeq lists its product as uncharacterized. The record is from RefSeq and is a predicted model, not a curated record. Lineage: Eukaryota; Viridiplantae; Streptophyta; Magnoliopsida; Cucurbitales; Cucurbitaceae.
GGAAGUGUCGAUCGUCGUCUGGUUCUGGCAUCUUGCUUUUCGUCUUUAGGGUUUUGGUCGUCAAUCUCCGCAGCUCUCAUCUCUCAGCACUGGCGAAGAACAAGAAUAAGAAGAAGCGCAGUGGCGCUACUUCAAUGGACCUAACUGAAAAUACCGUUGUCGAUCUCCCCCAAGCGAUGGAUGUUUCCGAGUCUGGAGUUCACAAACCAGUUUCUGGCGGUCUCAAUCUAAAGUUGAGGAAGGGAAGACCAAUGAAGCGAUCACAGAAUGUUAGGAAAACGAAAGCCAUGGCAAAGGCCAUAUGUAAGAGCGAGCAGUCAGCCGAGAAAAUAAUGAAAAAUCAGAGCAAAACUACCAGAAUACAAUCUGCAAAAACGUUGCUCUCUCUGUUCUUGCUCCCUAAGGUCAACUUGCCUAUAACCCUACAUCUCUUGGUUGACUCUUUCAGUUUCACUACUGUCCCUGCAAAGUUGAAAGGGAGAGUUCUCCCCCAAGGACAUAGACUCUGAUUUUUAUGGAGUUUGGGAAAGCUUAGAGGUGCUCAUGGGCUCAGUUCAGUGGUAAAUUUAUUCCACUCGAAUAAGCUUUAUUAAAUAAUGAAAUAAUUGUUUAAGGACAACGGUCAAGUAUUUUCAUAAUUGUAUGAUAUUGUUCGCUCUCACCAUUAAGGAUUU